UCAAAUUUUCUAAAAAAAAUGAAAAUGUUUAUUUUUUAUUUUUUUUGCACUAAAAUUAAUGUUUUUUAAUGUUAAAACUAAUUUAAAUCGGGGUAUAACCGCACACAUACCAUGUCAGUCGUUACAUUUCCCCCAAUGUUUCGAAAACUUCAAAAUCUUAGAAUAAAGAACCGAGGUUGGUUUUACGUCGUUCAAGUUUUACUCGUCACCUCUGUUUUGCUGAUAAUUGCACAAAUUUUGGAGCGCUGGUUCUCUGUUUGUAUGCCAAUCUCUGACAGCAAAGAGUUCCAACUGGAAUUGGAUAAAAACAAACCUGAUGUUGCUUAUCAGUCUGGAUACCUUUGCCUUUAUAUUGGUUGGUAUUCACAAUGCAUGAGAAACACAGGUGAUCCGUUGCAAUGCACCAACAUAGACAUAGGUUUCCCCAGCAGAAUGGGUUUAUGCCCUGUUGUCAUUGGUGCGAUCAUUCUAACAUUGCUAUACACAUGUUGUGUGUUCACUUACCUAAGUAUAUUCGAUGUAUCAUACACAGUCUACACUUACAUUUUAGCAAGGACAGCCGUCAUUUCAUUGAUAUUAUGCAGUAUUUUCCAAUUUCUUCAACUUUACCUGUUCAAGUCAUUACAAAGCAUGAACACUGCCACACUUGAUGAGCAAAGGCAUUUUAUAUUUAAGAAGCUGUUUGCAGUUUACUCACCUGAACUAAACAUUUCAUUUUACCUGACAUUGAUAGCGCUUGUAUUUACCGUACAUGCAUUUGUAUGUGGGGCACGAGAGUUCCACACGUUAUAUUUGGCUGUGUUAAGUAAUUUAAAAGGCUCCAGUAGAAGCAAAACAACUGUAUAGAGCUUAGUAUUAUCCAAGUAUUAAAUAUACAUUGCCUGGCGAGUAUGUAGAUCCAUAUGAUGGUGAACAGAAUGUAGUUUUUAUAUCACAACACUGAAACACACGUAUAUUAACCACUGUUGCUACUAUUUCAAUAUCACUGCUAUUUUCAAGAUUCUUUCAAUUUUCUUCAAUUGCCUUUUCUGUAAUGCAAUGCAAGGUUAAUAGGAAAUUGUAAUACAAUC
Ciona intestinalis (vase tunicate) is the source of this 1070-nucleotide messenger RNA. RefSeq lists its product as uncharacterized. Lineage: Eukaryota; Metazoa; Chordata; Ascidiacea; Phlebobranchia; Cionidae. The record is from RefSeq and is a predicted model, not a curated record.